CCCGUGCCGCCGCUGCACUCUAUAGUGACCGGUAACGAUGGCUGAGGGUCGCUGUGUGGGGUGUCGGCGGCUCGGGCCACGCUGCUAUCCGGUCACUCUCAUAGUCAGCGCCGCCGGGUUUCUCCACCCCCUGCCUGUCAUCCAGAGGCGGAGCCCUGCGCCUCUCUCCUCCUCCCCCUCCGUAUGUCCGUGGCUGGCCGGAUGGCUGUCCUACUCCAGGCCGGGGCUUUGGCCGAGUCUACGCGGCUUCUAUAUUCCUUUUUCCCGGCCGCCGGUGCAGACAAUGUGCUUGUGGCAGCACGCAUGGAUAACUGGAAAUAAGCUGCAAUGGAAACGCCUUCACCAGAGUUACAUUCCACGCUUUAAGUGAAUCAGAUAUAGCUCUUGAAGUAUCAGACACUAACGGGCACAAGUGCUUAGGAUUCCAGAUGAACUCUGAUAAGUAACUAGUGAAUCUUGGUGUCUUCAUCUGGAAACAAAAUGAGUGAUGUUCAGGCCACAGUCGAAUUUUCAGUGGAGCUUCAAAAAUUCUACAACGUGGAUUUAUUUCAAAGAGGAUUUUAUCAGCUGCGAGCAUCUAUGAAAAUCCCUCCCCGCAUUCCUCACAGAAUAGAAGCAAGUCUGCUACGUGUCACAGGUGAUGACUUGGCCUUUCCAGCAUUAGUGCAAGAUACUGUUAUCUGCAGUAAAAUUUUUCAAAUAUUAUACAAGAAUGAGGAGGUUGCAGUCAACGAUGUAAUGAACUUCAAAAUUAAGAUGCUCCUAGAUGAAAGAAAGAUUGAAGAGACUUUGAAUGAACUGGUGUUUCAGCUUUCCCUUGACCUCUAUUUUACAGACACAGACUAUUCACCAAAUGACCCAAACGCCUUGCAACUAAUUAGUAAUCGAACUUUAAAGUUGCACUUUAACAUGCAUAGAGGCCUUCAUCACCAUAUCAAUUUAAUGUUUGAUUACUUUCACCUCUCAGUCAUAUCUGUUGUAGUUCACGGCUCUCUGGUUGCUUUGCAUCAACCACUCAUCAGCUUUCACCGUGCAAUGAAAAACACCUGGUUGAACAGAAAUGCUCCAGCCCAGAACAAGGAGUCUUCAAUCCCGACACUGGAAAGUGUAGUGUUUGGCAGUAACUACACAAAGCAGCUAUCUGCAGAUGGUAACAGCUUUGUGGUUCAAGAAUGUUUCCUACAACAUGCCUACAACUUUCAUUAUACCCUCUGUGCCUGCUUGCUGUUAUCAUUUAAGGGAUUAUACAGCUAUUUCAUGACUGUAACAAAGGGCCUACCCUCUUCCCUGAAGCUGGAGUUGGCCAAGCCCCGCAUGCAGGUCCUAUAUGAACGUCUUCUCAGAAGAAAAUCUCCGUGGUCGGCAAGAGACACCCCUCAGGAAAAAAUUGAUGUGGAUGCGCGUCUCUCAGAACUGUGUGAAGAUGUUAAGAAAAUUGACAAUCCAGAUGAAUUGGCGGAACUAAUUAACAUGAACCUGGCACAGCUUUGCUCACUUCUGAUGGCUCUUUGGGGACAGUUUAUUGAAGUUAUUGUCUUGCAAGAUGAAGUUACAGCUAUUGUUGCACAAGAACAUCAUACAUUAAGAGUUCGCAGAUUUGCAGAAGCUUUCUUUUGCCUCGAGCAUCCCAGAGAGGCAGCCCUGGCAUACCAAGAAUUACAUGCCCAGAGCCAUCUUCAGAUGUCAACAGCUAUAAAGAACUCCACCUACUUCAGUUCGCUUCCUCCUCUUCCUAUAGAAUGCAGUGAAUUGGAUGGAGAUUUUAACUCACUUCCUAUUAUAUUUGAAGAUCGUUAUUUAGAUUACAUUACAGAAGAUUUGGAUGGCCCUUGGCUUGGAGUUCAGAACUUGCAAAGAUCAGAUUCUAAUAAAUUGGAGAAACCUGAUAAUGAAGAAGGAUCUGUUUAUGGGCCUUCCAGCCCAGAACUAAAAGUUGGAGCUGAAGGUGUCUCCAGUCCUGCUCUGUGUCUUGAAGGUGAAAAGCAGCUAAUAAAAACACAAAAGUCUAAAUAUGAAGAUGACAAUAAAUCAAAAACUAAAGUAAAUAAACUUAUGAGAACAAUGAAACCUGAUAAUCCAAAAAAGAUAGUGAAGCAAAAUUCUAAGGACUCUGUAGUUUUAGUGAGCUACAAAUGUUUGAAAGCAGCUACAGCAGAAGCUAUGUCUAAACCAUUUGAAGGCAGGCCUUCACAUUGCCAUAAGGAUGGACAUAACCCUAGUCAAGGGUUUCUAGCAAGUGACACUAAGUCAUGUGGGUUGCAUACAUGGCAAAAGGGGCAUAACCCUCUGCCAUCUAACAUAGUCACAAACAAACCACUUUCUGUAAGUGGUGACAAUUCUGAGAUAAACCAGAGCAGUUCUUGGGAUUACAGUAAUCUAACGCCUUUCUCCACUUCCACCAUUUUAGGUACACUCAGCACGCAACAGGCAGGUACUGGGGUUACACAAGCGGAUAGUGCACCACAGCAAGAAGAAAGGUGCCGUGGUGUUCAAACCACAGUACCUUCUGGAGUGAGGACAAUAGAGGUUAAGCCAAGUAGCAGGAACGCAUACGAGGGUGAAAAAGUAACUGUUAUUUUUGGCUCCAAACCAGAGGUUUGUAAAGACAUUACUAUUAACAGUGACAUGCAGGGACAAUGCUUAUCUGCUUUGCCUAGUGGAGUAACCCAAUUACUGGAACCAGAUUCAGUGUUUGAAAAAGAUGUUGCUCUGGCAGCUAAUAUGAAAUUAUCUGAGAACGGAGAUGCUCUCUCCAAGCUGAAACACAACCAGCCACAACUUACCUCAAAGGAGGUCCACAUUGUAGUCAGUGGGGAUACAAUAAAGUUGCCAGAUUUCAGCAUAACUUGUGCAUCGUCAAGAUUUUCUGACUCAGGUGUAGAAAGUGAACCAAGCUCUUUUGCAACUCAUCCAAAUCCAGAAUCAUCUUUAGAAAAUGUAGCCGAGCGUGACCCUGUUUCAACUGAUAAAGUUUUGUCACAGAUGUUGCUCAAACCAGAAUCUAACCUUAAAACUACUGUAGAAAGCCACUGUACGGAAAGCACUAGUGCCCUCAGUGAAAUCCAGUCGUCUUUGACGUCUAUAAACUCCUUGCCUUCUGAUGACGAUGAGCUUUCUCCAGAUGAAAGUUCAAAUAUUUCAAUUGUGCCUGAGAGCCAGUUGAGAGAUAGUAAAACUGUCCUAGAUUUGGGUGCAGUUGAAAUGCCAAAAUUUGAUCCCAAGCAAUCUAACAUACUCUUACAGCCUCAGUGUGUUGUAUUUUCUGACAAUGAAAAUAUGUCUGUGCAUUCCUCCCUCUCAAGCAUCCGAGACCUUUUCCAGUUUGCUAUUUCUGAUGAGGAAACUCCAAAUGAGUUCAAAAGUAUUCCUGUUCCCCUUACUGGCUCUAUAACCACUUUCAGAGAACCUAAAAUUCCAGAAACACUUCAUCAGAGCUCUCAUGUUGCACUUGAUCCAGAAGUUAUCGUUGUGGGAGAACCAUCUGUGAUUUCUGGUUCAGUUGUUGUUGAUGAAGAGAAAUAUACUGGUGUUGAACCUAAACAGACUAACCAAGAUAUGACUGAAGCUGUGAGUAGAAGUCCUUCUGCUGUUAUACUUUGCUCUGCUAACAGCACCGACCUUGUCAGACAAGGUUUUGUAGAAAAUUAUUUUGGUUCUCAAAGCAGCACUGAUAUUUCUGACAUCAGCCCUGCAAAUGAUUUAACAUAUGCUAGUCAUGCAAAAGAUGAUACAAAGCUGCAGUUAACUGGUCAACCAUUGCAAGAAGAUGAUGAUGAUGACGAUGAACAAGAUGAAGAAAUGAUUGAGAAUGGCUACUAUGAGGAAACAGAUGGCCCAUUAUAUAAGUCCGAAGAUCCUGAAUGUGAAGUUAUCCAUGAUAAGAGUUUGAGAUCUGACCAUAUUAGUUCGGAAUAUUUCAAAGAUGCCAUGACCAUGCCUGGAGUUUGUACAACCAGCUGUUUAGCGUUUUCUUAUACAUUGAGAGACUCUCCUUGUGGCAUCGCAUUUACUCCAAGGAACACACUUGACACUAUUACAAGGCAACCGGGUGGUGCAAUAGUUGGAUCUUCAUCCUCUCUCGCUUGGUAUGAAAGCUCUCCAAAGCCUUUAAUGCUAGCAUUCCUUCAGGCCAAAGAAGAAUUGAAGCAACUGAGGCUCCCUGGGUUUUUGUACAGCAAUGUGCCUCAGUUAUCUUCCACACUUCCAUACUUCAGCAUGGAAGAAGAUGACAGCUGUGAUGAGGGAAUCCAUUUAAUUGUUUGUGUACACGGGCUUGACGGCAAUAGUGCUGACCUCCGUUUAGUAAGAACAUACAUUGAGCUGGGGCUGCCUGGUGGACGCAAAGACUUCCUUAUGUCGGAGAGGAACCAGAAUGAUACAUUUGCUGACUUCGAUUCAAUGACAGAUCGUUUGCUAGAUGAAAUAAUCCAGUAUAUUCAGAUUUACAAUCUAGCCAUUUCCAGAAUCAGUUUUAUAGGACACUCUUUGGGCAAUUUAAUCAUACGAUCAGUUCUUUCAAGACCCAGAUUCAAAUGUUACCUGGCCAAGCUGCACACGUUCCUUUCCUUGUCUGGUCCACACCUGGGCACCCUUUACAACAGCAGUGCUCUUGUUAAUACAGGUCUGUGGUUUAUGCAGAAGUGGAAAAAAUCAGGUUCCCUAUUACAACUGACUUGCCGAGACCACUCGGAUCCACGCCAAACCUUUCUCUAUAAGCUCAGCAAGAAGCCAGGUCUGGAGCACUUCAGAAAUGUGAUUCUGGUCAGUUCCUUACAGGAUCGAUAUGUCCCCUAUCACUCAGCUCGCAUUGAAAUGUGCAAAACUGCUCUCAAGGACAAACAGUCCGGACCGGUAUAUGCGGAGAUGAUCCAAAACAUUCUUUUACCUGUUCUGCAGAACAAAGACUGUAAUCUAGUGCGAUAUGACGUCAUUCAUGCAUUACCCAACACAGCAAAUUCUCUUAUUGGACGAGCAGCCCACAUUGCGGUUCUUGACUCUGAAGUAUUUUUGGAAAAAUUCUUUCUGGUUGCUGGCCUUAGAUAUUUCCAGUAGGAGGAGGACACUGCCAGACAAUUUAUGUAAUACCUCAUUAACAAUAAUUCUCAAAGUAUGUGGUAUUAAAGUGUUAGCUGCCAUUGUAUUUUGAGCUAUAUUUAUAUUUUAUUGUGAUUUCAAUUUGGGUUUUUUUCUUUGGGGGUUUUUCUUUUAUGGACUAUAAUACAUUUAUGAUUAUAAACGCAGUGUAGAUUUGUUAAUUUAUAUUUCUGAAAUAAUUACCACCUCCUUAACUGUGUCGGGGAAUUAAAUAUAUUUGUCAUAAUAAAUUAUUUAAAAAAAACCUGUAAAGCCAUCCUACCCUUGGCUUUAUAUAGUCUAUACAUACAAUUUUUGCAGUCAUCUGCGCCAUUAAUCUGGUGGAAUUUGUCAGUUUACUUAGGAUCUUCAACUUUGCAACUACUGUGAUCUGACACAAGGUGGCUGGCAUGAUUUGUGAGGUCAGCUGGCCUGACCAUCUAAUAACUCGCAAUGUACUACUUCAUCUUCAAAGUCCUGUCACCUGUCCGCUAGCUUUCAUGGCCAUAGUCUUUCAUCAUUUUUUUUCUUUUAAAUAUUAUCUUUCUACACUUUAAAAUAAUUUUUUUGUUACUUUAUCAGUAAAUUUGAUCUAGGCCAGUUUGAUGGCCUUUUGCCAGUCUGACAGUGUGGCACUGUCCUUGUACCAAAGUUACCUACAUGCUUGUACUGUAAAUAGGCGUAUGGCUUUAUUGCUUGCAGAAUACCAUACCACCACAUCUUAUGCACUGUAAUGAUGGUGAUGCGUGCACAAUUCCCGAUAUAAUACCAUUAAUGUAACUGCAGCACAUGUAAACUGGUAUAUAUCAGUGGAAUUCAGAAUGGGGCUAUUGCUUCAGCAGUUACUAAACAUAUGCUGCACUUCAUUCAUGUUUAAACAGGAAAUAAAUCUCCGUUAUGCUAGAGAAUAUCACACAAAGCAAAACUAGACCAAAUAUUGUCCUUUGUUUCUAUUUAGAAUUAUGUUGUAAUUAACUGUUAUGAAAUAAUGCCUAUUAGUUCAUACAUAGUUUAUUCUGGUCUUAUCUGCAGCCUGACCAUUUCAGUCCUUUGCAUCAUUAGCAACAGGUCAACAAGUAGACAGCACACAUCUCUCCUGUGCUACCUCACCAUCUCUCUCUUCAUAUACAUACUGCUCUAACAUGUAGGAAUGUAGCAAUGGCCAGGAAGCAGGAGACAUGCAGUUAUGUGUUUGCUAAUGGAGAUUAAGGUCAGCAAAGCUUGAGGCACCAAGGAUCUGGAAAACAAAAAUAGGUUUUAUUAUAGGCUUGUUUGCCGCUUUCAAAGCUGAUUUCCUGGUAUUCUAAUGAAUGCCUGGAAAUUUUGGCAACCAGUCUGCUCAGAGAGUGCAGCUACAAUAACAUCCCCUGCUAUCAUGACUUGGUCGGGUUCAGUACAGUUCCUGUCCUUCGUAACAUUGAGCCCAGCUGAGUUUAUAUGAAGUUACUUUGUAAUCCUUUCAGCUCCCUGUAAGAGGUGAGCAAUAGGAACACUUGCUGUAAUGAGCCCAGUGAGGAGGUGUAGUUGGAGCAUGGCCAUCCUCCUUCGUUCCCAGUAACUUCAUAUACUGUAUUUAGCCUAUUGGUCACUGAUGCUCUGUGUAUGGGAAUUACUUCCCAAAUAACAAUUUAUUAAAAACCUGUACCCUUGCAAACGAGAGUGGGGUGAGGUUUCCCAUCUGUUGUUUGUAGUGUAAAGGGGGGUACACACGUAGCGAUGUUCAGCUCAUUUCUAAGCAAUCUGACUAGAUUGCUUAGAACAUUGCGCCGUGUGUAGGGGGGCCGGCGACAGCAAAACGUGAUCCUGCGCGUCGCUAUCGCCGGUGCUAAAUUGGCCUGCAUGCAGGCACAAUCUAGCAGGUCACACAUUUCACCGCUGGGUAAAUUGAGCGGCCCUCCGUGUCCUUUCUCCCCCCUCGCUCAGCACAUCACGCUGUGCUGAGCAUGGGGAGAGAUGUGUGCUGAGCGGUUUGUGCUAGACCACUCAGCACACAUCUCUAAGGAUAUCUCCCCGUCAGUACGGCCCUUAAGAUGUACCAGCAACAGAGUGGUGUAGUUGUUACAGCAUGUCGCCUGUUACAUACUUUUUGCCAAGAAUGAUAAAUACCUUUUAUAAUAGGUUUCAUAUCCUCCGCCAUUACAUGAUAUCCUACAUGUAAGGGCAUUUCCUGUGACAUUGCCUCCCUUCUUUGGCUCUUUCCCAAGAAUGUGCUGCAUAAAUGAAGACGUUACAUAGGGCCACAGAUUUCCCAGGUUUAAUAACUGGUCACUAGUUUGGAUGUUAAGGAUAUCUGUGAGCGACCAUAUAGUGCUUUAGAACAUGAUCCCCCAACUUGUUUCCUUACGGCUCACUCUGUCUUGUUUCCAUCUCUUUACCCAAACCAACACACCAGUGUGAUAUAAAUUUGCUGCAGUAGGUUUUCUUGGUACAUUCUGUCAAAAUAUGUAAAAACAUGUCUAGGCUAUCGGUAUUGAUGGUGAAGUAUUGUUAUAUAAAGUAUACAAUGUUGGAUGACACAAAAAAAGUUUGUUUUUGAACUCAUUAACAAUGUUGGAUGCAAAUAAAAUGUAAGCAUAUUUUUAAUGUAGAAUAAGAUUUUUUAGAUUUCAAACUGGAAAAAAAAACGUAGCUGCUAAUUUGUCAGUGAUCUGUCAUUCAGCAAACUGCAAUUCUCACUGUCCGAUCCUUGUUUUGUUAGAAUUUCUCUUUUAUGUUUCGUUCUGUGGAAUUUAGGUUGCGUUAGUCCUCAAGUGUACUUGAUGCCUUUUACAGGAUGAAAGGAGCCACUUUAUGAGCUGAACCAAUAUUUAUUAGAAUGCAGCCUAUCAAUUUGCCAGGAACUAGUGAAUUUAUAGGCUGAAUAAUUGUUCAGCCCACACAAUGACGGUCUUCAGUGUAUGUGGGAGACAGGUACACUUAAAAUACUGGGACUUCAGAAAUAAGUGAUGGGUGGCUGUUCUUUGAUUUGUUUUUUUUGUUAGUAAUUGCUGCCUUGUCUACCAUCAGCAGCACUAUAAUGCUUAUUACACCUCUGUACUCUUCAAAACAUCAUACAUUACUGAUAUUCUCUCUGAAGAUUGUCAAAAAAGAGUUUGUACUGACACACAAAUCUUUGUAAAUAUCCAGACUGUGCAGAAGAACAAUAAUAACCUGUUUGGUAACUUGGAUAAAAUUGUCUUUUUCAUAUUGAAGAAUGUUAAAGGUCUGUAGACUCACUAUUGGUGCUUAAUAGCGUUUGAGAACAAUAUUUUCAUGCUAAUGUUUUGGGGGUUAAUGCACUGAGGAUAGGAGCUGUGCACUUAUGAAUUGAAAUUAUUGGACUCUUUGUCUAAAUAUAAAUGUGUAAAAUCCAUGCAUGUUAAUAAGUAUUGUUCUGUUCCUGCCUUUGGUUUUAAUGGAUAUAUAUAUAUAAUUUCUCAUUAAACAAGAAAACUUCUUUUUUUUGUUGUGGGCGCCAAAACAUGGUCAUUUUGUUUAUGAUCACACUCACUGGAGGUAAGAGAUAAGAGAACACUCAGCCAUUAAAUAGUUUUACAUUAUUACAGGUUUAAACGUGUGCCUGUCAUU
Messenger RNA from Pseudophryne corroboree (corroboree frog), 8640 nucleotides. RefSeq names its product family with sequence similarity 135 member A (gene FAM135A). The transcript is spliced from 23 exons. The record is from RefSeq and is a predicted model, not a curated record. Bases 481 to 5052 code for a protein of 1523 amino acids. Lineage: Eukaryota; Metazoa; Chordata; Amphibia; Anura; Myobatrachidae.